UGAGAGACGGAGAAAGACUGUUGUUAGUUCUCUACUGAAUAACCUAAUUAUUUCUUAAGUACAAAUUACAGAGAAAGAUUCGAAAUAGCAGUUUUGUGUUUUUUGUUAUGUCUUAGUUUGGCAGAGUUGAAAGAUACAUGUGACUAAUACAAUUUGUCAAGGUCUGAAAGUGAAAGUAAAUUUAAUCAGGCGUCAAAUUUAGGAGGAAAUGGCUUCAUCAGAAGAGGACUACUCCUGUCCUGUGUGCUUUGACAUCUACAAGGAUCCUGUCGUUAUGUUGUGUAGUCACAGUGUGUGUAAAGUCUGUCUGCAUCGGUUCUGGGAAACCAAAGGAUCCAGAGAGUGUCCAGUCUGCCGUAGAACAAGCUCAUCGGACCCUCCACUUAACCUGGCUCUAAGGAAUGUGUGUGAGGCUUUCUUACAGGAGAGAAAUCAGAGAGCUUCAGCAGAGUCUGAGGUGCUCUGUAGUCUUCACAGCGAGAAACUCAAGCUCUUCUGUCUGGAGGAUCAACAGCCUGUGUGUGUGGUGUGCCGUGACUCAAAAAAACAUACUGGUCAUAAGUUCCACCCAAUAGAUGAAGCAGCACUUGACAGCAAGGACGAACUGAAGAGUAAACUGCCACCCCUACAGAACAAACUUGAGGCCUUUGAAAAGGCAAAGUUAGACUGUGAUGAAACAGCAAAGCACAUUAAGACUCAGGCCAAGCGCACAGAGAAGCAGAUCAAGCAGGACUUUGAGAAGCUUCACAAGUUUCUACGAGAUGAAGAGGCAGCCAGGAUAGCUGCACUGAGGGAGGAAGAGAAGCAGAAGAGUCAGAUGAUGAAGGAGAAGAUUGAGAAGAUGAACAGAGAGAUCUCAUCUCUUUCAGACACCAUCAGAAGCAUUACAGAGAAGAUGGGAGCUGAUGAUGUCACAUUCCUGCAGAACUACAAGAGCACAGUGGAAAGAGCCCAGUGCACACUGCAGGAUCCAGAAACAAUUCCAGGAGCUCUGAUCGAUGUGGCAAAGCACCUGGGCAACCUGAAGUUCAGAGUCUGGGAGAAGAUGCAGGAUAUUAUUCAAUACACUCCUGUGACUCUGGAUCCCAACACUGCAUACCCACAUCUCAUCCUGUCAAAGGAUCUGGCCAGUGUGAGACUCAGUGAUGAGAGGCAACAGCUUCCUGAUAACCCAGAGAGAUUUGAUGCGUAUCCUUGUGUCCUGGGCUCUGAAGGCUUUAACUCAGGGACUCACAGCUGGGAUGUGGAGGUUGAGGACAGUGAUGCCUGGAUCAUAGGUGUGACUGAGCAUUCCGUCAAGAGAAAGGGAAACGGAUCUCUUAGGCAGGGCUGGUAUAUCCAAUAUGCUAAUGGAAUGUAUAGAACAUAUCCACGCACAUUAGAUACUUUAGAUCCCCUUGAUUCCCUUGAUUUAGACUCUAAGUUUAGAAACCUCAAGAAGAUAAAAGUUGACUUGAAAUGUGACACAAGGGAGGUUUCAUUCUCUAGCGUUCCAGGUGAACUGCUAUGUAGUUUUCAGUACACAGUUGGAAUGACAGUCUUUCCAUACUUUUCCACUUCACACUCUUUGAAGAUCAGCAGUAAAGUGAAGAAGCCUCGGCAGAAAAAGUGUAGCGUGAUGUAGCGUUCUGAUGGCCCAAAACCUCAUAUUACACCAUUUUAUCCUCCAUCAUGACAACCAGUGAUUGUAAGAUAUUCGGGAAGGCCAAUCAUACGAAAGUCUAAAAAUAAUUUUCUGAUGAAGUGAGUGAACUUUCAUCAAGUAGACAAUGGGCCUUCCCAAAACUACUUGCUAUGCCCUCUCCCUAGCCACUUGCACUCUGUUUGCAUGGUCAUGUCGAGGGUCCACCAUAUGCAGGGCCAUCAGAAAUCAAUUACUGUCAAGUGGUAGUGGUAUAAACCCUCCAACAGCGAGUGAACACCGAUGCCCCCUCAUCGAGUGUGUGUGUUAAUAAUUAAUGCGGCAAGUCAUGGACGUCACGUUAGUUCCUCAUGAGUAGGACAUGCCUGUAAACAAAUCCAUGGUCCUGUAAUAACCAGUUUCCACCAGCGUUAUAACCCUACACACUAAUCAAGGGAACUUAAUUUAGCUGUGAGGGAACUUCCCAUCCUUAACUAAGAGGGAGUGGGUGGAUUAGUUUCGGAAAGGCUCAAUGACUAAGAAAGACCUUUAUUUCGGAUUUUUGCAUAGGUGAUUUUAAUUGAAUAGACAUUUUAUAACUAUAACCUCAUCAAACCAAAAUUAUUUUCUUUGAAUGUCUACUGAUCCUGUUAUUUGUUGCAACUGUUAACUCACAUGUUACAUGACAUGUUAAUGUUAAUUCUUGCGGAAUAGUAGCCAAUAUAUUUCAAAAUUUAAAUUUAACUCCAACGCUUCCCAUGUUCUAGCUGGUGACAUGUACUGUAUGUGUGUAGUGCCGUAAAGCAAUUCAUUGCAUCGCGAGGCCGAGGGACUUUCUGGGCAAUGCACAAUGCAAGGCUUAUUCUUAUCUUACACUCAAUUUAUUGUUGAUUUUUUGCCAUGCGCUUUUAUUAAAGUAUUAAAUAAACAAAUUAAUGCAAGCUUUCAUUCAUCACCUCUAUAUGGAAUAUAACCACUUAGCUUAGUGAUCCUACAGUUACCAUAUGCAAAUUCCCUAUUUACUCUUAUUUACACAUGCAUUACACUCAAACUUCAAUAGUUUUCAAUAGGCUAACUUUCAGUUUCAGGUAUCAAAUGUAAUACAACCAACAUCCAAGCAGUAAAUCAUUCUCAAAUGGAAAAAGAUCUGAAACAACUAACACAAGGGGGAUGUUGACAACUAUAAUAUACUAUAUUCUUCUCAGAAAAUGCAAAUAGUUAUCACAUACUGUAGUCUUGAGUGCUUUGACUUGUAAAGCACUUUAUACAUCCAAGUUGGUAUUGUUUUUGUUGCUAUAGGUCUGUUGUUUCCCAAUUUAGACCAAAAGCUCUAAUGCAGGGGAGAGAGUAAAAUGGAAAUGAAACAUGUGUGACAUGAAACAAUUUCAAUUCCAACAGUAUUGGCUCUGUGUGCCAACGCUAUCGAGAAGAAGGUGUGGGUAGUUAAAAUGGAAGCUCACAUGUGGACAACAAAUACAAGAGAAAUUGCUCUCAAUGCUUGCCCUGUAAUGCAGGAAAUAUUAGGCUAUAUUAAAUCUAAUGAUGGUGAAUUAAUAUAAUUGAAGGUUUACUUUUAAAUACAUUGCAGAGGUGUUUGCCUGUUUGUUUGUUCCUAUCCCAUUUAAAGAAAACGAAGAUAUUUGUAAGCUUAUCUGGAAUAGGAAAUAAUGAGCUUGAUUACUUUCAUUUUGGGCCUUGGUGAAUUUUUUAUCCAUUUCUUACCACAAGGGGGAGCUCCAUGACUGUGUACCAUGCCAAAGUGUAGGCCAUAAAAUGUUACCUGGCCACAAACACACAAAGAAAAGGUAUCCUACAAUUAAACAAUAAGCCCAUUUCACAGUGUCCAGGUGUCUGGCCUAGUUCUGAUGUUAAAGAUGCCUUAAUUGGCAGGGUAAAAUAUCUUCCUGUUUCUGUCUUUCCUGUAGACUGAGCUGUUCCAGAGGAAGUUAGUUUACACAGUGGCGACAUCUUGUGAAAUGGGCUAAUUAGGCUUUCUGAUAACAUAUUUUUAUUAUUACACUAUUUGUGCAGAAAUCUGCAAGAAGAUACAACGACCUCCACAUGUUGCUAGAC
This is a messenger RNA of Sardina pilchardus (European sardine), 3694 nucleotides long. Its product is annotated as E3 ubiquitin-protein ligase TRIM35-like. The transcript has 6 exons. Gene Ontology annotation, molecular function: protein binding; zinc ion binding; ubiquitin protein ligase activity. Lineage: Eukaryota; Metazoa; Chordata; Actinopteri; Clupeiformes; Clupeidae. Gene Ontology annotation, biological process: protein ubiquitination. The coding region runs from base 209 to 1624 and encodes 471 amino acids. The record is from RefSeq and is a predicted model, not a curated record. Gene Ontology annotation, cellular component: cytoplasm.